AUGGCUUCUGAAGAACUCAAUAACCUAAGAAAACCAUCUGCAAGACGUUCGAAGCCUAAUAUGGCGGCUCUAGUAGACCAGCAGAGGCUUUUCGAAAAUCCUUGGAGUCGGAAGCCCUUAUUCCAGCUAGAAUCACUCGUACCAGUUGUCUCUUUGCAUGAUGUAGGAUCUCACCCAAGUAGUAUUGAACGGGUUGAUAUGACUUCAACAUCCCUUGCUGAAAAACGUUUCCUCAAACAUCCAUCUGCUUCAUUCUCUUCAUCUGAUGAUUCAGAUAUUAUGGAAAACAAUAAUAUAACUUCAGUUGAUGAAGAUGAUGAUCUACCUUUGUCUACAUUCCUUCCCUUGAAAUCAGAUACUUUGACCAAUAAUACAACUAUUAUUACCAAUCAUCAUUAUCAUAAUAAUAAUAAUAAUACUAACAAUAGUAUUCAUGAUGAAAAAAAUUUCAUACCAUUUUGUCCAUGUACAAAACCUGCAGUUCUAGAUGAUCCACGUUUAGAUGGAUUAUUUUGUUCACCUGAAUGUCUUAUACGUGCAUGUCAUGAAGCAUUUGAUGUAUGGUUAAGAAAUCAUCAUUGUAUUAAAAAUAAUUCUAUAAUUUAA
Schistosoma curassoni is the source of this 606-nucleotide messenger RNA. The record is from the annotation of a GenBank genome assembly. Lineage: Eukaryota; Metazoa; Platyhelminthes; Trematoda; Strigeidida; Schistosomatidae.